This is a messenger RNA of Ochotona princeps (American pika), 1511 nucleotides long. It is a transcript of the gene EPYC, whose product is annotated as epiphycan. The record is from RefSeq and is a predicted model, not a curated record. Gene Ontology annotation, molecular function: protein binding. Bases 104 to 1069 code for a protein of 321 amino acids. NCBI's taxonomy places the organism in Eukaryota, Metazoa, Chordata, Mammalia, Lagomorpha, Ochotonidae. The transcript has 7 exons.
ACCAGAAUUCACUACUAUUGGUCAGGGGCAAAUACCACUGGCUGUGCGUCCUCAGUCACUUUGUGCCAUUUUACCAGGUUGGAGCCAAAGGAAAGUUUGAAAAAUGAACCUUUUGGGAAGCCUUAUUGCGGGAUUUGUCAUCCUGCGUGUGGCAGCAACGGCCCCAACUCCAGAGUCCAUCAAUUAUGACUCAGAAACUUACGAUGCUACCUUGGAAGACCUGGACAAAGUAUACAACUAUGAAAACAUACCCAUUGAUCAAGCCGAGAUUGAAAUAGUGACAGCUAUGCCUUCAGGAAACAGCGAGCUCCUCACUCCGCCCCCACAGCCAGAAGAGGUUCAAGAAGAGGAGGAAGAAGAGUCCACACCGAGGCUGAUUGAUGGGUCUUCCCCACAGGAGCCUGAAUACACCGGGGUUCUGGGCCCCCACACCAAUGAAGACUUUCCAACGUGCCUUCUGUGCACCUGUAUAAGUACUACUGUAUACUGUGAUGAUCAUGAACUUGAUGCUAUUCCUCCACUGCCCAAGAACACUGCUUAUUUCUACUCUCGUUUUAACAGAAUUAAAAAGAUCAACAAAAAUGACUUUGCAAGCCUAAAUGAUUUGAAAAGGAUUGAUUUGACAUCAAAUUUAAUAUCAGAGAUUGAUGAAGAUGCAUUUAGAAAGCUGCCUCAACUUCGAGAGCUUGUCCUGCGUGACAACAAAAUAAGGCAGCUUCCAGAAUUGCCAACAACUUUGACAUUUAUUGAUAUUAGCAACAACAGGCUUGGAAGGAAAGGAAUAAAGCAAGAAGCAUUUAAAGAUAUGUACGAUCUCCAUCAUCUCUACCUUACUGAUAACAACUUGGACCACAUCCCUCUGCCACUCCCAGAAAGCCUUCGAGCCCUUCACCUCCAGAAUAACAACAUUCUGGAGAUGCAUGAAGAUACUUUCUGCAAUGUUAAAAACUUGACUUACAUCCGUAAGGCCCUGGAGGACAUUCGAUUAGAUGGAAAUCCCAUUAACCUCAGCAAGACUCCUCAAGCAUACAUGUGUCUACCUCGUUUGCCUAUUGGCAGUCUUGUCUAAUUUCAGAUCAUGGCUAGCAUCUUGGCAACUAGUAUAACAAAAGCAAUCGUUACUGCUUCCUUUGAAACAAAAAGCACUCCAUUUUCAAAUUAUGUUAUGAAAGACAGGAUUACAUAAAAUACAACAAAAAGUACUGGGAUAUGAAAACAAAAUAAUGUAAUAAAACACCAGAUGAGUAUGCAGAAAACCAAGCAAAACAGAAAAUAUUGUACAGAUACUCUUAUCCAUCACAUAAAACUUACAAGUUUUGAAUGUUCAUCUUCUACAUAAUUUCAAAUUACGUGCAUAACAUUAAAAGGUUUUAAAUAAGCUCCUUAGGUACCUUGCCAAGAUUUAGAUGUUCUAAUUACACUUUUCUGUUCCUUUUUAAACUAAGGCAUGUUUUGUCCCUAAUUCAUUAAAGAGCAUGAAGAAAAGAAUAAAUGUAUUUGAAAAUUACAAU